Molecule: messenger RNA, 585 nt
Organism: Fusarium odoratissimum NRRL 54006
Lineage: Eukaryota; Fungi; Ascomycota; Sordariomycetes; Hypocreales; Nectriaceae
Exons: 3
Coding region: 1-585 (194 amino acids)
Source: RefSeq, a predicted model, not a curated record
AUGGCGACCGACCUGCCGCUAAUCGGCUGGGUACAAUCAUUGAUGACGCGCGCUGCUGAAUGCGAGAUUAACUGGGAAUGUGAGGCUACGCGGAACGGAGAAAUCGACGCUAAGAUCCUUGAGCAAGCUUCCCGAAAAAGUACUGGAUUCGUGAGCCAUGGGCCAGUUGACUUUCGGUAUUCUCAAGCCGCGCAGAUCAUCCGCGACAGCAAACCUCGAGAAGCGCCAUCCAAAAUAGUAGAUUUCUGUUCCUUUGGCAAUUCGGAAUUACCUGAAAAAAUUGUCCUUUUGUUGGCGCAACACUCUGGUCAAACAAUUUAUGAAAACUCAUUCAUUAAAAAAACAGUUUGGAACUUCAUGGUCUUUAGUGCAAGCGUGCCCCGUCAGCGCGGCUUACCACCCGCCUUCAUAGCUCCCAUCUGGUGUGCAUGCCAGUCCCCAUUCGGCAUGAUGGGAAAGAUCUACAUAUGGAACACGGGAGGUGGGGGCGGCCCGCAUUCAGUGCAAACAUCCGGCGCCGCUGUUUGGACCCUCUUGAUGACCGUUGCUGCUACCUGUUUAGCUACUACGGCAUUUGGAAAAUGA